Molecule: messenger RNA, 1339 nt
Organism: Selaginella moellendorffii
Lineage: Eukaryota; Viridiplantae; Streptophyta; Lycopodiopsida; Selaginellales; Selaginellaceae
Exons: 5
Coding region: 189-920 (243 amino acids)
Source: RefSeq, a predicted model, not a curated record
CUGCAGUCGGAUCGUCCAUGGCGUAUGGCCUGUACAGAACCCUAAACCCUAAGCCAUUUCAUCCCCAGUCUAUCUCCAGGUUUCCCUCCAGCGGUAGGGUUCUAGCUCGGCGCGUCGCGGCCCUAGAUUGUGGAUGUCGCAUGGUGUGCCGGCUGGGAAUUCGCUGCAGCGCCUGAGAAAAGCUUCAAAUGCCAUCGCGGUUUGCGCCGAGGAAUCGACUGGGCGUCCGUAAGAAGAACCAGGGGAAGUCCGAAAUGACUGUGAGCCCUUCCAGUAGCAAUGGAGAUUUCCUUAAGGCAGAUCUUGACGAGGAGGGCUGGAAACAAAGUCGCGUGCUGCGCUGUUCUUACCGCGUGCUUCAACUUAUUGGAAAUGCGACCCUUACCGAGAAGGUGAUCCGUGAGGCACUGGGAAACAAUCCAGACACGAGCAAAGCUCUCAGACUACUGCUCAAGAGGAAAAUGAUAAAGCGUGUUGGAUAUGGAGGUAGAAGCUGUCCGUUCCACUACCAGUCUCUCUCGAGGUCUCCCUCCAAAGAGACCGACGAAAAAGCAGAGCUUACUAGCUCUAGUUCCGCCGAGAACACAGACAUGCCAGACGAGGAGAGGCACGACAACAAAACGAACACGAUGAGCAACGCGCUGGUAACGACGAGCACUGCGGUGGUAGCGGACGCGGUGGUAGCGAUCAAGAGGGACCCGAGCGAGACCACCACCAAUGGCACGGAGGAGCCCGCCGACGAGGUACUUGUCGCCACCACAAAGCUCAAAGUUUCAAAGGCUUCGAAGGAGCCUAAGAAGGCACAGGUAAAAGCCACCGCCGCGGUUGCCAAGGCCGUGGCAAAGGCCGGCCCUGGCGGAUUGACGGAGCAACAGUUGCUAGAGAUCCCAGUGCCGGGGUGGAGACUUGUAGACGAUUGAGCUUCCCGGGGUGGAGGAGGAGGAGGAGGAAGAAUGGAUGCUGCUCCGUGUAGAUAUCUCUGGACUGAGCUUUUCAUCAAGGGGGCGACAGAGAGAGCUUCAUCGUUGGUUGGAUUGGAUCCUUUGUUCGUUCUUUGGAGAGAUUUCUCGUUUUUAGUGCUGCUUGGUCCUGACAACAGGAGGAAGAAGGAAAAAAAAAGUUUCUAGGGGCAGGGAUGGACUUUAAUGGCGGAAGAACAACAAAAAAAAAUUCUCUCUUGCGACGAGUUUUGGUGUACAAUUUGGAACCUCUCCUCCCGCUGCCCCGGUUGUAACGUUCCCAGGCGACGAAGCACAGCCCAGUGAGAAGAAUAAGUUAUUUGUUAAUUUCAGUUUAACCAGUUUGUUUAACUUUGUACUAACUUAAUACUUCUAAAUCA